AUGGGCAGGCAGUUGGAGUCUAUCUUGUUUGGCUCGACGGCGUUGGAUGUUUGGAUGGAGCGGUGGAAGAGCUCUACUUACUCCGUACUUGAGAGUACUCUAUCUCACUAUGGAGUCCUCCUCUAUCUCAGGAGACAGCAGAGACUCUUUGUGAUGGUAAAAUGCCGCAUCGCAGGUCUCUCUCCCUUGUAUAAAGACAGGACUGAAGCCUUCUUCUCCUUCUCUUCUUUUGGACUACUUGAAAACUUCUAA
Trichophyton verrucosum HKI 0517 is the source of this 252-nucleotide messenger RNA. RefSeq lists its product as uncharacterized. The record is from RefSeq and is a predicted model, not a curated record. Bases 1 to 252 code for a protein of 83 amino acids. The transcript has a single exon. NCBI's taxonomy places the organism in Eukaryota, Fungi, Ascomycota, Eurotiomycetes, Onygenales, Arthrodermataceae.